This is a messenger RNA of Owenia fusiformis, 3114 nucleotides long. NCBI's taxonomy places the organism in Eukaryota, Metazoa, Annelida, Polychaeta, Sabellida, Oweniidae. The record is from the annotation of a GenBank genome assembly.
UUACUGGUAAAUGAGUUUUGAAUUUUCAUUAGCCAUUUCGACGGAUAUUGUAUUUAUGCCUUUGAUAUGCUACCUGUUUGAAUGGCAAUGAUGAAUCGAGGGAUGUUCCGAAACAAUACAGGAAUCAAUCACGAUUUGUUAUGAAUAGCAGGAUUUUGUGAUAGCAGAUCGAAUGCGCGUGCCAAAGAAAAAACGAACCAAAAGAACGAGGAAACGAACGCAACCGAAACGAUGACAAAUAUAUUACAACAACGUGAGCGAUUAACUUGUUGGGGAUUAACAAUAGUUACUAUAGUCUCUGGAUUAGUUACUAUAGCAACGGCGUUGCCAAUGGCACCAUUUAUACGUGGAGACUUUGAACCAGAUAUUCCAUUGGAUUAUAAUGAACUGAAAAAGAUAGGAGGUGGAAAUACUGAAAUCGUGUUUAAACUCAUUAAGCAGAUUGCAACAGCGAUGCAUCACUGUGGGAUCAACGAAAAUAAUAAAGAGAUGGAGAGAACGUACCUCACUAAUACGUCAGUCACCUGUAACGACGGCUCUCGGGCAGGGUACUACAUAAGAAAAUCAGCAAAGAGUACAAGAUGGAUCGUGUUUCUAGAAGGUGGUUGGUGUUGUUUCGACCGAAACAGUUGCCAUGGACGAUGGAUCAACAUGAAGGGAUAUAUGAGCUCACUAAAGUGGCCAAAAACCAAAAAAGGCAAAGGAAUUCUUUCCUGGAACCCAGAAGAAAAUCCAGAGUUCUUCCAUGCCAAUAUGGUCUAUGUUCCUUACUGCUCAAGUGACUCAUGGAGCGGGAAUCUAAAGGCAGAGAAAAAAGGGGAUUUCUCCUUCAUGGGUUCUCUGAUCGUGGAAGAGGUGAUUAAAGACCUCCUCCCACAUGGCCUUCAACAUGCCAAGAAGCUGCUUCUCACAGGUAGCAGCGCUGGGGGCACAGGUGUGUUGGUCAAUCUCGACAAGAUCGCUGAUAUGUUGAAAAAGGUGGCGCCACAGGUUGACGUGCGUGGUGUGUCGGACUCGGGAUGGUUCCUGGAUAAUGAACCAUUCCGCACUGUUCCCUGUACAGAUGCCCAUCUCUGUACACCAGCGGAAACCAUAAAGAGAGGCAUAGCACAUUGGAACGGUCAGGUGCCCAAAGAUUGUGCAGCACAGUACCCAACCGAACAUUGGAGAUGUUACUUUGGAUACAGAAUGUAUCCAACAUUAAGAACACCAGUAUUCGUAGUGCAACAUCUUUUUGAUGAAGCCCAGAUCACAUUCAACAAUGUAGGGCCACCAGUGAAGAAAGAACAGUGGCAUUACAUUCACAAAGUGGGAGAAAAGAUAAAAAAUACUCUACUUAAUGUAUCUGCUGUAUUUGCCCCAGCAUGUCUUUCUCACAUUGUCCUGACUCGGAGUGACUGGAAAGAAGUUGCUAUUAAGGACAUAACACUACCUCAUGCUAUCAAAUGCUGGGAGGCUAGCAGUCAUGAGACUAACCAUUACAGAGGGAAACCCCACAAACAUCACAGUUUCAGCAAAAAAAUCAGGGACAAAAGUUUGGAUCUUCCUGAAGUGAUACAAGUCACGGGUGAUGAUCGCCUCAUUCUAGGUGAUGAUCCUAAGACUCUAAAACCAGAAACUGCCGAUACCACAAAAAUACACAUCAGGCCCCGGGGAAAUGGGGGUCGAGCAUGGCGGGGAAACAAAAGUGGUAAAGGUGGAAGGAAAAGAAAUAGGAAGAGGAAAAACAGGAGAAAGAAUAAAGAUAAAAAGCGUCAACGCCACAAGAGGUCUCUGUUCUUUAACCUCCACGAUGAGCACCAUGUGAGCAGCCACCAAGACACAUGUACCCACCAUCUCAUAGAUCAUUGUGCUUGGCCACAGUGUAAUUUAUCCUGCCCUAAACUACGGAAUCCAUUCACAGGGGAGGAAAUGGAUUUCAUUGACCUGCUAUUACAGUUUGGUCUAGAUUUAAACAGUAUCGCAAACGCACUAGGAAUAGAUUUACAUACUCUCAUGUCAAUGGAUCAUGACAAACUACUCAGGAUGCUUACCCAACAACAGUAGCAUGGAAACAUUAAAAUUGUUACUAUGGUAACUAGCCCUAUGCAGAAAAUCGUGUUAUGUUACUUCAGUAACAAGGCUCUUCCACAGAACAUUGAAUUGAUUCCAUAAAUAUUUUGUCACAACUGUAAUUUAAAUGUCUCCCAACUGUAUAUGUUGCUAUUGUAACAAGACUCUUUCAUUACAGUAGUAUCUAAAAUAUGCCAGAACCUCUAUGGUUGCCAACACAACUCAAAUGAACUAAAACGAUGCUUGUGACAUAACUGGAAAGAAACACAAUGCCCAAAAUAUUGGACUUGUUUAAACAGGGAAUUUGUAAUUAUCACAAAUGGUUACCAGAGUAACCACGAUUAGUUACAACUAUAUAUUACCAAGACAUUGUGCUUUGUUGCAUCGUGAUAAGGGAAAAUUAAGAACACGAAAGAGGAAACUUUAUUUUAGUGUAAAUAAUUAUUUUGUUGGAUUUGUUCACCAUGGCAACGUUAUUUAACUUAUAAUUACAUAUAACCAAUAUAUUAUGUUUUGCUACCUCUCUUAGAGGGAUAACUCAUACCAGAGAGAUCUAUUAAUCAAUGUGAGGGUUGAUUCUCAUCAGGAAAGGACUUGUGUAAAUAUUUUGUACAUAAAGAUAUUUAAUUAUUUGUAAAAUAAUAGAGCAUAUUUUAAUCACUUUUGAUAUCUACCUCACAGUAAACAUCAAUGUCAAAUUAGUUAUAUAAGAAUAGAUUUUGUGCCAAUACAGGUUUUCUGUUUCUUUGAGCAAUUUAAAACAAAAUGUGAUAUCGAGGAGGAUUUGAAGUAAUUAUUUCAUGUUGUGUAGAGUUUCAAUUAACCCAACACUGUUCUCUAUUAUUCCAGACAUUUUUUAUUUUGAGAGUUUUAUUCAUAUUUCUUGAGGUGUCUAUAUGUCUGAUAUUCAUAAUUAUUAUGUUCCAAUAAAGCCAUGAGUCCGUUUAUAAACACUCAUUUUGAUUCUUCAAAUUGCCAAAGAUAUCAACAUCUAAAUUUCAAACUUGAGAAUAAAUUGUAAGGGAAAUGUUUAUUAACAUUAGUUUAUGAAUGAGAUGAUCG